This is a messenger RNA of Canariomyces notabilis, 1515 nucleotides long. RefSeq lists its product as uncharacterized. The transcript has 3 exons. NCBI's taxonomy places the organism in Eukaryota, Fungi, Ascomycota, Sordariomycetes, Sordariales, Chaetomiaceae. Gene Ontology annotation, biological process: phosphorylation; sphingosine biosynthetic process. Gene Ontology annotation, cellular component: intracellular membrane-bounded organelle; membrane; cytoplasm. The record is from RefSeq and is a predicted model, not a curated record. Bases 99 to 1484 code for a protein of 461 amino acids.
GCAACACGGGCACACUGUAUAUCGAAAGUGGCCAAGCCGUACUGUUUGAUCUGCCUCGCAGAAAGCUCAACAAGAAUUCCGUCAGAAGCACCGUCGCUAUGGCUGAUCCCACACCCCCGGCGCAAAAAACACCAUCGCCGGCAGCCGACGCUGCCGCGAAGGCACCUUCCCGCAACCCAGCCCUGCGCAUGCUCGGCCUCCCCGCCCUCCCCCGCAAGCUUCCCUCUCGGAAUUGGAUGAUAUUCUGGACCGUCUCGGCCGCCAUAUCAGCUGCAAUCAUCUACGACAAGCGCGAGAAAAAGAGAGCGAUUGCGAAGUGGCAACAUGCCGUCGAACAUCUGGCCAAGGAGCCACUGCCCAAUGCCCUCUAUCAGCCGCGCAAGCUGACCAUCUACCUUUCGAGUCCGCCUGGUGACGGCCUCCGUAUCGCCCAGGACCAUUACACCGAGUAUGUCAAGCCGAUUCUUGCUGCCAGCGGCUUAGACUGGGAAUUUGUGCAAGGCAGACGGGAGGGCGAUGUGCGCGCCUACGUGGCCGAGCGUGUGCGCCGGAUACGCCGCAAGGAGGAGAACAACGGCGAGCCCGCCCCAGACAAGGAACCUACGAAGGACGAAAUUGUCGAGGCUUUCCGCAAAUCUCAAGGGAUUACCGACUAUGACGGCGUCCGGGGCGACAUUGUUAUUGGCAGGCAUACAUGGAAGGAGUACAUCAGGGGUCUGCACGAGGGCUGGCUAGGGCCCCUUGCCGCACCUUCGGAGCCAGAGCCGGUGCCGCUCCCCACAUCAACCACUCAGGACGCCCCCUCAGAAGGCAAGCCCGCCGAGGAGAAGCCCGCAGAGGAAAAGCCGGCAGAGGAGGAGAAGAAGCCUAAGCGGCCACCACAACCAAAACCGCACAACACCACGGCCGACUACCCGACAUCAUUCCUCCCUCCUAGCGUACCGAAUGAGCUGGCGCCCGCCGCUCCUAUCAGAGAGCCUCAUCUUCUCGGCUUCCUCAACACGCCUAUACGCAUGUACCGCUUCUUCAACCGCCGCAAGCUUGCCGACGAGAUCGGGCGCGAGGUUGCCGCUGUGUGCCUGUGCACGUACCGCGAGUUCCGGCAUCUCGCCCCGGAUGCCAAUUCUGGCAACCCCACCACAGAUCAGCCUCAAUACGAGCAGCAAAAGGAGCUUGAGUGGGAAGAGAAGGACUGGAUCAAGACGGUUUGGAAGGAGGACUCCAAGGAACACAACGCCAAUGCCGCGGAGAUCCAGGAGAGAAUUCUUGCGAAACCCAUCGUCAUGGACCCGCGCAUUGCUACCCGCAUGCGCCGCUUCCAGCUGUCGCCCGAGGAGGAGGACCGGGCCAGCCGGAUUGCUGUGCCCGAGGAAGAGAUCGAGGGCUGGAUCAAGGGCCAUUUGCGCCAGUUCUAUCGCUGGGGGGUGAAGAAAGCUUUUGAGAAGAAGAAGCUGACGCCUCUGGAUGACAGCGGUGUUGACUGACCGCAAUUACUGUCAGGAGAGGCGUCCGGUC